AUGUCGUACAGUGACCUGAAAGGCAAGACUUUCAUCGUGACCGGCGCGGCCAGCGGCAUGGGACGGACGACAUCCCUCGCUCUCGCCAAACAAGGAGCGAACGUCGGUCUCCUCGAUCUCCGCAAACCCGACAACGUGCUCUCCGAAAUCGAGAAGCUCGGAGGCGAGGCCAUCUCGCUGGCCUGCAAUGUGCAAGACCGCUACGCCGUGGACGAGGCUGUCAAGGCCGUCGUCGACCGGUUCGGUGGCCUGCACGGAGCGGCCAACAUGGCUGGCUACGUCGGUAAUCAGGGGUUUCAUGGCAAAGACAACGCGCUCGAUAUCAUGGACGAUGCGUACUGGGAUAACAUGUUGACGACGAACUUGAAUGGGGUAAAGAACUGCUUGAGGGCGCAGUUUAAUCAUAUCAAGGAGGGAGGAUCGAUCGUCAAUGCUGCGAGCAUUGCGGGCCAGAUGGGCGUCGCGUAUAACUCGUGUUAUGCUGCCAGCAAGUGGGGGGUCAUUGGGCUGUCGAAGAGUGCUGCCCAGGAGGGAGGAGCGAAGGGGAUCAGGGUGAAUGCUGUUGCGCCUGGAGUGGUCGAUACACCCUUGGUCGAUUCGCUGGGAAGUGAGAAGGAGGUGUAUGACUUCCUGCUCUCGAAGACGGCGCUCAAGCGGAUUGCGCAGCCAGAGGAAGUGUCCAAGGUGAUCAUGUUCUUGUUCAGUGGGGAGGCAGGCUAUGUCACAGGCAACGUGAUCAACGUCGAUGGGGGGUACCAAUGA
Molecule: messenger RNA, 762 nt
Organism: Cladophialophora immunda
Lineage: Eukaryota; Fungi; Ascomycota; Eurotiomycetes; Chaetothyriales; Herpotrichiellaceae
Exons: 3
Coding region: 1-762 (253 amino acids)
Molecular function (GO): oxidoreductase activity
Source: RefSeq, a predicted model, not a curated record